Molecule: messenger RNA, 1289 nt
Organism: Notechis scutatus (mainland tiger snake)
Lineage: Eukaryota; Metazoa; Chordata; Lepidosauria; Squamata; Elapidae
Source: RefSeq, a predicted model, not a curated record
ACACUUCACAAAAGGUCAGCAUGUUGAGGUUAAUCUAAUCUCUGGUUCUCAGAAAGCAGGUGGUGUGACAGAAAAUGCAUACUUCCUAAGUCCCAUUGAAAAACACAAUUAGUGAAAUUUGUAAUAAAACAGUUGUAUUAUAGGAAAUGUUCAGUGGAUAAUUUUGUUUCAGCUGAUGAAAAUAAAUUUAGUUAUGCUAUUUAUGUCAGAGCUUCAAUAUUUACUUUUCUUUUUUCAAUCUCCAGUGUCCACUGCUAAAUCUUUACUUUUCUCUACUCCAACUGGAAUCAAACCACUCCAGCAAGUUAAAAGCUUUCCAAAGAACAGGUUAAAAAAAGAAGCCAGUCAUGAUAACACAAAUCUUGAGGAGCACUGUACUAAGCAGACUGCAGCUCUUUUGUUGCAGUCUGUGGAUAUUAGCUGCCCAUCAACUCCUACAAAAAUGAAGAUGAAAAGCCAACAGCAAAUGGAACAAAUGUUUUCUAAGUUCCUGCUUUCUGAUGUGGGGAAAAAGCAAGGGGAACCAUUGAAAUCUCAGCAGGUGGCGCGUUCUUCAGCUCCUCUUCACCAGAAGGAAUCAGAUAAAAGAAGGAAGCAUGAAAUGUGUCUUCAUUGUCUGAAUCAUUUGUAUUAUUUUUCCCUUAUUAAAAUGGCACUGUCCAAGAGGCUCCUAAAGCAAAGUGGUCAGUUUUCAGAUAUCAGGAAAGGGCAAAGUGUCCAUGAUCUGAUGGAGUAUUUGUUUCCAAAUGGUCAUGAACAGUCUAGACUGAAAUGCAAUAAGAUGCUAAUAGAAGAAAACACAGUUCCAUGUUUAAUUCAUGCAAAGCAGCAAGAAAUGCAUCAGAAAGACUUUCCCAAAAUGCUCAGUAUUCCAAAAGAAAAGAAAAAGUUGUUGAAGCAAGAGAAACAUAACUUUUAUUUUGCCCAACAGGUUGAAGAUGAGAAAUCAUCUGCUGUUGGUGAGAAGGGCAUUACUGCUAUGCCUUUAUCUUUGGAAGAUGUAGCCUUUUACCAUCCAGUAAUAGAACCCAAGCAAAUAGGCAAAUAUUGGACAAACUACACUGGCAAAAAUUCCUUCAACCAUGAAAUAUAUUAACUAAAUAUAUGGUUCUGUGAAAAUAUGCUGUGAAUACUUCGAUCAACAUUAUUUAUGACUGUAUGUGUACUGUAUCCUUCUCAUGCCACUCAUUCAUUGUAAUUCUCUAAAUAUUACUUUUUGAUACACGUUUGUUCUUACUAAUUGUGAACAGUUACACAUUUUUAAUUGUUCUGUUGCUCUCAUGGUAUUG